Molecule: messenger RNA, 2337 nt
Organism: Mesorhabditis belari
Lineage: Eukaryota; Metazoa; Nematoda; Chromadorea; Rhabditida; Rhabditidae
Source: the annotation of a GenBank genome assembly
AUGUGUACCGUGUAUCGGACUGUACUACUCUCGAACGGUGGUCAUUAUUUGGGCAAUUUACUGGCGAGCCGCUUGGAGAAAACGAACGAAAGUGAUGAGGAGAAAGCUGGAAAUGCGGAGAAAACUGACAAAUUGAGGGAGGAAAACGCGAAAAUGGCGAAUGAAGUGAUACAGGUGCUCGACACGAUGACCAACUACUCGGUGGUCGAUUGUGGACGACAACUAGCUCUAAGUGGAUGUGGCAAGCGACUAUUGGACUUGUUUGUUGAGAAAGAUCUGAAAGGGGGUCGGUUGUUGGUGAUGCGUUUGUGCAAGGGGAGCACACACUUUCGCGAUGCGCUCGGAGAAGCGAAAAUGGUUGACACGGUACUUGCUUCUGGACUUUCCCCGUCAGAAUUGGCCCCUCUUCUCAUUCCGUUUUCGCAAGAUGCCUGGGGGCGUGCGAAACUGCGAGAAUCUGGCGCCCUUGAUCUACUCAUCGAGCAUUUGGCUAGCACGGAGAAUCUUCAAGAAUUGGUGUCACUAAUUUCAUCGUUUCGUCAUUAUGCUCACGAUCGGGCCGGUCUGUCGCAUCUUUGUCGAAAUCCGCUCUUUAUGAAUACGACGGUUAAACAUAUAACGACUUAUUUGAAGAAACAGGAUGAUAGUUGCAAGCCAUCAAUGAACGACGAGGAAGAGGAUUUUCGACCGAAUAGCCCGCUUUUGCUGGAAAUUGAGAACAAAUUGUCGACAAGGCAUAAGAAAAUUGAGAAUCCGUCGUUCUCCCCGUGGUCUCACGAAGGCUCACCGUAUACAUCACAUUCGUCUCCCAAGCAAAAUUCAGAUACAAUUUCCUCGGCCAUCGAGUUCUCGCCCAGCUCCUCGGCGGCUUGUUCACCCUACUCACCGUACUCUUCACCGGCUUCGUCCGGAUCACUUUCGCCUUAUAGUUGCAGUUUUCACUCGCCGGGAAGAAGUUACUCAUUUCCUAAUUUGGAAGAACUGCAUUGUUCAUCGGAUUAUGAGGGAGCUUUGAAACAAUUUGGUGACAGUGCGAAACAAGAUAAACUGGAUGAGGACACUUUACAGAAACAGUUGAUCGAGGGCGAGCUUUCGUUGUGGAGUUGGCAGUCGCAAGAUGAUGGAAAUAUCCCGUUUUUGGUUCGCGAGGAUCUUGUGAUCUGUUUGAUCGAUUACAUACGACAUGCUCCAAAUAAUUACGCUAGAAUGGGUAAAACGUUGAAGCGCAUUGCAAGUAAUCGUUUAAAAGUCGGGCAAUUGUUGGCGAUGCAUUUCCACGUGAGGGUGAUGUACGCGUUUUGCUUUACGCCUUGCAGAGUGACACGACGGGCUCGUCGCUGUUUCAAGUGUGAACGAACGAACGAGAUUGGCCGGGAAGUUUUGCGAGAAUUCGCUCGACACGUUGAUAGUGAAUUUGGGCGUGAAGCGCUUUCUCGGCUAUCCAAUGACACAAAGGAGUUGGAGGUUUCUUCAAAAACGGCCACCGUACUUUUCGUUAGGAAGAAUAUCUACAAUUCUACUCCAAACAUCGAGCCUUUGCUUCAAAUGCUAGAAGGAAUUCUUGCUGUGGAAGACUUUGACGCUGGAGGACCAUCGUAUUUGGAUGGACCACCAAUUAUCUGGCAACUGAUCGCCACCCUUUCAGUACUCAUUCCAUCUACAGUAUUCAGGGAUGUCUUUGAAAUUGAUGCCAAAUGGGAGCCACCCGAGAAUGUCGAGUGUCAGAUAAAAAAUGGAAAGGAUGGAGAGGACCAAGAUGAAGAGAAUUACAUCGGUUUCGUUGAACCAAAUGGAAAACUCAUCGCGAAAGUUCGACUUGAAAAUCUGUGUGAAAACAGUGAAUACUUCAUGGGUAUGUUCUCGACGGAUUUGAUCGAAAAAGUAACCGGUGUUCGGGAGCUGACAUUUUCCGAGGAAAAGGAGGGAUGCUCACGAGAAGUUUUCGUCAUCUUUCUUCAUCUGCUUUCUGGAUGUCGGAAUAGUGUUUGUGCGAAUGUCUCGUCGGCGGAAAUUUGCGCAUCUUUGAUUCAGUUGUCCGAUCGUUAUCUGAGCCCUUCCAUCAUGAAAUACUUGUGUUUACCCCAUGGCCCGGCUCGUCGCCUUCUCGAUGGCUCAACCCUACCCGUCUUUCUACAAGCCGCCUUGUAUUUGUCGGAAAACUCAAAAUUGAUCGAUUUGUGCUUCUUGACGUUGAUCAAAUUGUCGAAAGCGGACGAAAUCGUGGCCGCUCUCCGCGUUGCGUCAUCAAAUAAACGAUUGUUGCCGACAUUUCUCGACUAUUUACGUGACUUUGUUAAGAAUUAUUCGAAUUUCAAGAGUCUAACACGGCUUACUAGU